Messenger RNA from Tachysurus fulvidraco (yellow catfish), 1903 nucleotides. It is a transcript of the gene trim108, whose product is annotated as tripartite motif containing 108. NCBI's taxonomy places the organism in Eukaryota, Metazoa, Chordata, Actinopteri, Siluriformes, Bagridae. Gene Ontology annotation, molecular function: protein binding; zinc ion binding. The transcript has 6 exons. Bases 57 to 1553 code for a protein of 498 amino acids. The record is from RefSeq and is a predicted model, not a curated record.
UGACUGGACCGAGAAAGGAUCUUUGUCUUGAGCGACACACUUGUGAUCCUUUUAAAAUGUAUUCAUCGCUGUCCUGGCAGAUCGAGUGUUCAGUAUGUUUGAGUGAUCUCACCGAUCCAGUGACGCUAUCCUGCGAGCACUCUUUUUGUCGCCAAUGCAUCACCGGAUACAUGAACAGCAGCCUUUGUGCAAACCUCUGCCCUGAGUGUCGCAGACCUUACACUGAGAGUGAUCUGCGCUCCAGCCGACUUCUGAGAAACAUGGUGGGUGUCGUGAGACAACAUCUUACAGCACAAGAGCAGAUGGAAUCCUCACCCACACAAGCGCCGCAAGCCCUGAGUGAAACCCUGUUUUGCACCGAACACGACGAGAAGCUGAAGCUCUUCUGUGAAACAGACCAGAAACUUCUGUGUGUCAUGUGCCGGGAUGGAGACAAACACAGAGGUCACCAUUUUAAACCUCUAAAAGAGGCUGCUCAGAUCAUCAAGGGGAUAGUAAAGGGUGCUGUUGGAUUCCUCGUCAAGGAGAACGAACAGCUUGACGUUAUGACCCAGAAACAUACAACUGAGAUCUCUAAGACCCAGAUGAGGUCCAAAGAGCUAUCAGCUCAGAUAUCUGCUCAGUUUGAGGAGAUGCACCGGUUCCUAAAGAAGAAAGAGGAGGAAAUAAAAAAGCAGUUGGAGGCUCAAGAGCAGGAUGCCAUCAAAAUCCUGUGCAAAAACACAUCCGUCAUCAAUGAAAGUCUGAUGGAGGGAAAAGAAUUAGAGUGUAAUUUUCAGUCUGCUUUGGAAAUGAAUCAGCCUGACUUAUUUUUACAGUGGUGGAACGAAAAAGGAUUUCCGAUUACAGAAGGAAUGAAAAUAAAGAACAACGUGACGCCAGAUACCAAGUACGAGUCACGGGUAAAAGGUCUUGGUGUGAUACCACACUCCUUUUUUCUCGGCCCUUACGAGACUCAUCUGCAGUUCUUUGUAUGGAAAGCCAUGUUGGGAACUGUCAAGCCAGUUCCAGAGCUCUUAAGCAUAAAGGAUCCUGGAGACUCGUACCUGAAAGUAUCACCAGGAAGAACAAGCGUACGCCAGGCAGACAGACAAUCCUAUUUGUACAAGGACUACAAUCCAGGUGUCAUCUCUGAAGAGAGCUUCCAGUCUGGCAAGCACUACUGGGAGAUAGACGUUGGGGACAAGUUAGACUGGAGUAUAGGGGUUAAGACAGAGGUGGGGAAAAAAUCCAAAAAUUCAGUAAAAUCAAAAGAUCCUAAAGAUGUAUAUUUCGAGCUUAUAAAUGGCAAAGGAUAUAACCUCAGCACGAAUGAUGAACAGAUUCCCAUUGAGGUCAAGAGAAAGCCCAGUAAAAUAGGGGUCUAUCUGGACUGUGAUAGAAAGGAGAUCCACUUCUACGAUGCAGACUUCAUGACUGAGAUUUUCAUAACCAGCUACAAUUCUGACCUGCCCAUCUCUAUUAGCCUUUUCCCAGGAGUUUACCUGGAGGAAACAAACAUAGACCCAGUCACGGUAUGUUCGUAUGGAUUAAAAUCCGCUCAGUGUCCAUGAUACCAGCCUAGACUUUUUAAACCUCAAACAUUUAAGAUGUCUUUGAGAGCCACAUCUUGAAUGACCUAAUGAGGUAAAUAUUCUCAGGUUUUAGGCAAGGCUGAUGUAUGAUUCAUCAUAUUGACAAAAGAGGACAAAAGGGGACAUACAGAAAUCUAAGGACAAUGAUGACACCUGCAUGUAUUGAAAUGCAAAAUAAUUCUCUUUUCCUUGAGAAGCUUAUUAGCAAGCUGGGGAAUAUUAAUGAGAUUUGGAGGGCUGCCUCAUAUUAAUGACUACUGGGACACACACACACACACACACACACACAUAUACACACACACACGCGCGCGCGUGCGCGCACCCACACA